AUGAAACCAAAACAAACCAAGCCAAACAAAAUUUCAAGAAGUAAAAAAAAAAAAACUAUCUUAUCCACAAAAACCUCCACCAAAAUCCAAAUCCAGUAUAUUCGAAAUUCUUUAGAAAAUAUUAAAAAUAUUUAUCACAACAAUGCUAAUAUGAGUAAACGACAUAACAAGACCGAUUCAGUCAAUUUAGGAGAUCCAUUACCAUUGACAUAUUUACCAACGAGACGACCACAACAACAACAACAACAACAACGACAACCAUCGGGUAGUUUACAACAAUCCACGUCAAUUGAACCUUUACCACCACCAACAACGAAACCAACCACAUCUUCAUUGUUGUCACGACUAGUAAACAAUAAUCUUUCAGCACCAGCACCAGCACCAGCACCGGCACCAGCACCAGUACCACUACCGUUACCACAUGUAAGAAUACCGAGAACUUCUACAAUUAAGGAUCGAAUAAAGAACAAAUUACGACAAUUAAUUCAUGAACUUAAUGAAUUGGAAACAUAUGAAGAAGAACAAUUGAUAAUAAUUGAACAAAAAUUAAAUGAUAUUUCUAAUCAUUUAAUUCGAAUUAAUACCACUAAUAUACUUGAUCAAGAAGAACAAGAAGAACAAGAAUUAUUAAAUAAUGUGAAAAGUAAUAUACUGCGAUUACGAUCACAAAAUGAAAAUCAAGAACACGGCAACUUCCAGACAUUCUAUUAUCAACAAAAAUAUUUGAUAUGGGGGAUAAUUAUAUUGAUUAUAUCAUUUCUUAUAAGUUCUUUGAUAGUUGCUGAUUUCAAGUAUCAAUAUUGUUAUUACUUUUGUUAA
Messenger RNA from Candida dubliniensis CD36, 819 nucleotides. RefSeq lists its product as uncharacterized. Bases 1 to 819 code for a protein of 272 amino acids. The record is from RefSeq and is a predicted model, not a curated record. The transcript has a single exon. NCBI's taxonomy places the organism in Eukaryota, Fungi, Ascomycota, Pichiomycetes, Serinales, Debaryomycetaceae.